AGUACCACGAAUAAUACCAGUAUUAUCAUUUAUUUGUUCUAGCUUAGAAUAGACAACUCGAUAGUAAUCAUGCCAUCCUCUGAAGUUUUGCUAAACGCAGAAGUCUUGCUACUAAAGAAUAAAAAUAAAAUAAAUACAGUACUUUUACGGUCAUAUUUGAGGUAUUAUUCUAACAUAAUUUUGCAGGAUGAAACUUGUGCCUUAGGAGUGUAAGGUUAAUAGCUAUUAAAUAUGGUGGAGUUGGAAGAGACGUGGACAGAGAAGAGUUUCUAUGAAAAACCAUUGACUGUGUGGCUUGGAGAGGAAGGGGGUGAUGAGAGAAACUCACCUCCACUAGACAUCUUCACAGCUGCUAGUAUUGGCUGUUAUCAGCGAGUGAGGGAUAUCAUCAUGGAUGACAAGAAUGUCUGUAGCCAUAAGAACCAUGGUGGAUGGACAGCUCUUAUGUAUGCAGCAUAUUAUGCCCACUCUGAUGUGAUCAAUCUGCUGCUGGAGGCUGGUGCACCUGUACACCUCCGCAAUAAUAAUGGCUGCAAUGCUCUCAUGUUGGCAGUAAUGUGUGGGAAUGAUUAUGGUGUGGAGAUUCUUAUAAAGGGAGGCAGCAUCCUAGAAACUCGAGAUAAACGUGACUGGACGGCGCUCUUCCAUGCUGUUAACACUAGUCAUCAUAGUGUUGUGGAAAUGUUGAUUAAAUAUAAAGUUAAUCUCAAUUCAUGUGAGCGAGCAACAGGUAUGACACCCCUGAUGUAUGCUGCACAGCUGGGUGAUACAACGAUGGUGAUGGCAUUGUUACGAGGGGGAGCAGUUGUCUCUCUCACAAACCAUCAAGGACACACAGCAGAUAGGAUUGCUCAAGAUGCCAAAUAUCCUGACACUGCUUCAGCUAUUAUUCAGUGGGGUCUUCAAGGUUUAAAUGGUCCAAGUUUACGAGAUGGUCCAGCUGCAGUAGAAGCAAGGAGAACACAUCAACAGCCCCAAACACUCAGAGGCAGAGGAAGUGCCAUUCCAUCAGUUAAUGAUGCUAACGUUCAACCAACAGAUCUUGAGACUUUGUUGGAUCAAAUAGGACUCAGUUCAUAUAUAAGUGUCUUCCGGGAGCAGGUUGUGGACCUCCAAAUCUUUCUUACACUGACAGAUCAAGAACUAAAGGAAUGUGGCAUUCAAAAACUUGGUCCUCGCCGGAAGAUGACAUCAGCAAUUGCCCGCUGGCAUAGUAAUGCUCCUCUAAGGAGUACUGUUGAGUGUGCUUAUGCUGAUAAGUUGGAGGUAGAGAUGCAGGAAUUGGGAGUAAAGCUAACAGAAGCUAGUCAGACUAUACAACAAACAAAGACUCAAGUAAGCCAGGAAAAUGACCUACGUGUUGUGACAGAAGGUUGGGUAGUAGAGGCUCGUGGACGCCUACAUGAAUGCCACCAACGAUGUCAGGUACUCAUGGAACAAGUGACUGCACUUCGUCAUUGUACCUCCGCCCUGUCCGCACAGCCCUCACUUGUUCAGUCUCCCCUCAUGCAGUCUACUCUAAUAUCUACAAUUGUUGAUUCACUGACUCUCAUUGCAGCUCAAGUUGACACCCUCUUGGCAUUAACAGACCCCAGUGUUCCCCGUGGUCCCAGUAACCCCUCUUCACCACGUAAGCAAGGGUAUGGUAGCCAUCUCGGCACACCUCGAUUAUGAUUAGAUUAUCCUUUAAUAUGAUGAUAAUAAUUUCCAUUCUUCAUAAUUGAUAAAAAUAAUGAGCGAUGUUUACUGAAGUUCAAUUAGAAAAUUUGUCAUACACUAUGCUGUUAUACAGUACUGUACAUGUCAUACUGUAAAGUACGUCCUGUUAAGCUCCCCUUUGGGUAAAAGUGAAGUAAUUAAGAUUAUAUGUUUAUCCUUUAAAAUAUAUUUUAUAUAGUUUACCUUUUUUUAAAUUUCUUAGCCAGUAUUUUUGGCUGCAAAAGAAAUUUCAUGUAAAAUUUGGUAAUGAUAGAUGGCCCAUAUAUUUGUUAUUAUAAGGUGUUAUAUGUUACUCCAGGACACACACUCAUAGGAAACAAUUGGGAAGACUUUCUCCCAGUGAUGGAUAUAUUCUUUCUGACAAAGGGCAAAUAGUCAUGGGAAACCAAGGGUCUUGAAUUCUUUAUGAAAAUAGUAUACAGAGUACAAAUUUUAAGGCCAAUAUUUUUACCCUUGUAAGAAACUUGACAGUUCUGUGUAUUUAUUAACUGGCAUUAAACUUGAAUAAAGUUGGUUUUGUGGUGUAAUAUAAAUGUUGUUCUUUGCUAGUCAGUAGCAUUUUUGGAUUGUCAUAAGUACAGUAUUUUAGUACACUGUAUAUUAAGUACAGUACUGUAUAUAGAUAAUAUUGUUUUACAGGGGUUCCAGUUCCUCUUCCCAUGUAUAAUCGAGAAAAAAUAUUUUUAUAUUGUUCACUAAAAGUGUCUUAUAGCUUUGUGACAACACAACGUUUCUUUAACCUCUAUAAUGUAAGAUUACUUUAUAUUGUGAAUAACAGUUAAAAAGCAAGAUGAAUUCUGAUGCAGCUGAAGAUGCCUUUAUAGUAAGGAAGUUGUUCAUUAGAUUAUAUGUUUACACUGGUUAUUUUUCCUAAUGAUGUCCUUAUUUGGACAGAUAGUCAAGUCACCUUGCAAUGGAUCACUAACAGUAAAUCUAAUAGCUUGUAUAAUUUUUUUUGGGAAAUCAGGGGGCUGAAAUCCACAAGGAGUUGCCAGACUUAAAAUUGCAUUAAGUGAGUACAAAAGAAAAUCCAGCAGGUUAUUUGACUAGAGUAAUGAAUAGAUAAGCUAGUGAAUAAUGAAUUAUGGUGCCACAGACCAGAGUAGUUGAGAGAUGAAAAUUAUGUUACUUAGUUGCCAGUUGUGCAGUUACUCACAUACAAGAACUGCUCUUCAACUGUGAAGAUUACAGCACCCUUAACAAAUUAUUAAGAGUGAGGGACAGAGUAAUAAAUUGAGACUGACUGCCUCUGUCAUUGAAGUUAACUCUCUAGAUUACUGGAUUAAGGUCAUACAAAGAUGUAUUUUCUGUGGAAUAUGAAAUGUUAGUAGCAGGUACUGUAAAUACACAGCCUGAUGAAGGGUCAAAUGAACCACACACCACUAAACAAACUAGUUUAAUAAACAAUCUUAUAUUAUUUA
Molecule: messenger RNA, 3140 nt
Organism: Homarus americanus (American lobster)
Lineage: Eukaryota; Metazoa; Arthropoda; Malacostraca; Decapoda; Nephropidae
Product: ankyrin repeat and SAM domain-containing protein 3-like
Exons: 9
Coding region: 232-1674 (480 amino acids)
Cellular component (GO): cilium
Molecular function (GO): protein binding
Source: RefSeq, a predicted model, not a curated record